AAUGUGUAAGUAUUGUCUACUGACUAGCACCCGUGAAAACUCUGAAAUUUUGGACCAACAUUCGUCCCCAUUUCAGAGGAAUUAUGUCAACCAUGACAAAACUGUUAUUAGGAGGCAUUCGGCAUUACGCGAGAAGAUAUGACCCAAAGUAUAAAGAUGAUCCAGGUGUAAAAUACGGGUUGAUAACAUACUUUCCCAAAUCUCCAAAUCAUGUCGACCCUCCAAUAGUACCAACAAAAUUAUUUAUGGUUAAACGAAUUAAGCCACUCCGUGGAACACCGUGGUGGGAAAAGGAGAUAAUGUAUCAGCUAAAUCUUUUGGAAAAGAAAAGCGAUGUAACCAUUGUAAAGAACACACCAGAAAUGAAUGCUUUUCUGUGGCAAGUGAAACAUUUGAUUAAAGUCACGCCAAUAAAGUGUCCUGAUGGAAUACCGAAAACCGCGAGCUUGAAAGGAUCCUACCUACAUGAAAAUGGCACUUUUAUGGUUAACCCUAAAGUGGAAAUUGAGCAAAAGCGAAUAGAUGCUAUAGAUGAAUAUAGAAAAGAUUGGAAGAAGCUUGAGGGCGAAGCUAUACGCAAAGAAAUGAGGCUCAGAUGGCUCAAUCCACUGUAGAUCUACUGUGACAAAUAUAUUUAAUUGUAUGUGCUAGUUAACAAAGUCUAAGCACCUUUGUCGUAAGAAAUGAAUAGUCUAUUAUUCGAUAUGAGCUUGAUAUGAUUAUUU
This is a messenger RNA of Diprion similis, 725 nucleotides long. It is a transcript of the gene mRpL30, whose product is annotated as 39S ribosomal protein L30, mitochondrial. Gene Ontology annotation, cellular component: mitochondrion; large ribosomal subunit. Gene Ontology annotation, molecular function: structural constituent of ribosome. The transcript is spliced from 3 exons. The record is from RefSeq and is a predicted model, not a curated record. Bases 84 to 614 code for a protein of 176 amino acids. Gene Ontology annotation, biological process: translation. Lineage: Eukaryota; Metazoa; Arthropoda; Insecta; Hymenoptera; Diprionidae.